AUGGGGAAGGCUAAGAAGAGGUUGAGAGCUUCUAAAAGGAGUACAAAUCCUUUGCCGAGGAAUACGGCCAAAGAUGAGCAAGCAAAGCUGAAGAAGAUUCUUCCAUUGUUAGAGAAGCUGCAUAGUGAUAUUGCAAAUGAUCGUUCUAUGGCACUAGGUUCUAUCAGUGUGCUAUGUGAGGAUGCUUAUAUUAGGGAUUUGUUGUUGAGACAGAAGCUGGUGCAGUUGGUGAUGACAAAGUUACUAUCUGACGAGAAUACGGAAAUUAUGGUGGAUGCAUACGGUUUAUUAAGGAACCUGUGCUUGGACGUUGGUUACGAUGUUUCUAUGCACGUCUGGAGGUCUGAUAUUUGGACCCACAUUAAUUCUGGUUUUGGAAAAUUGCUGGAAUCAUUACCAAGUCUGGCUGGGGAGAGCAAGGCGACUGCUGAGUCGAAGAGGCUGCUGUUUGAUUUUGGCGACAAUCUUAUUUCAUUAGUGGUUGCAUUAGCCGACAGUUCUGAGGAUAUAUUUUCGGCGCUGAUGGCUAAUGAUAAGUUGGAUCUUUUGUUGCAUGUUGUGUGUGAAAUCUUGAAGUAUGGUUUACCUGCAGUACAAGGUAAGUCAGAUGUAACUUUGAGGAUAACAACGCAGUUGUUUAAUAGCAUUCUAGAUUUCAUAUACACGUUUUCUUCUGAAUCUGGAGAUUUCAUUGAACUUAUCGGAAAUCACAGUUACCUAUCUGAGUUCCUAAUCAUAUUGCCUUCAUUGACUAUUAAAAAUGGGAACGAAUUAACGAUGGUACUCACCCAAGGUAUACUGCUACAGAUUAUGGAAGUAAAAAUGAAGUAUGAAGAGAUAGAGUCUUUAAUCCGGACUACUUGUAGUGCUAUUGAGCAUAUUGAUUUGCAGAGUGUGAAAGCGGACUUGCAACCGCUGGAGGAAAACAGUGACUUGACAACCGGUGAAAAUGUUGCAGAUGUUUCUCAGAAGAUUAAGAAUUAUACAAGUAAGCGCAGUGCAGCAACCAUGAAGCUGCAGACUUUGGAAUUGUCAUUGGAUAUCAUUACUGCCAGCACUGAACUUAUCGCUGCUAAGCACGAAGAAGGCCAUCAUACUGUCCCAGAGAGCCUAAUGAAUGUGCUAACUGAAGGACUACCUAUAGUAUACCAAGCUCUUGAGCGAGAAUUUAGUUCACGACUUUUGGUCUCCUGGAACAAUCUGUUAUGGUUAUUCUUAACGUUAAACGUAAACUUGUUUGAGCUAAGAAAUGAGCCAUGGAAGCGGGUUUGGGAAUUUAUCAAUAAUGUCGAUAACAAAGAACCAGGAAACAGGAUAGGAAAAUUGCGCUGUUUGUGUGCGCUGCUAAAAUCAAUUCAACUCCAAGAAUCUCCCUCGCAAUACUUGGAGGCGUUACAGUGUAAUGAUGUUAAUUUCUGUAAUUUGGUGUUUCAAGAGUUUAGCUCUGAUGAAAGUUUAGAUAAGGACGAGAUUUUCGAACUAAAACAGAGCUGUUGUAACGUUCUCGGCGUCAUCGGCGCUUUCCAAAAUCAGGUAGACGUCAACAAGAUGGUGGGCGAUUUCUUUAUCCAAUUGCUAUCGAAUAAUACCACUCCGCCAAGAUUACUUGUGGAUGUGCUGAAUCACUUUAUAGACAUAUAUUCAGACGCCGCUUUUGACUAUGAUGAACCAGUUUUCGUGCAGGCAGGAUACCUUACGGCAUUGAAGGACCAGGUGGUUCCUAACCUGCGCACAAGCUUCAAAUUUGUGGACAAGAAUAAGGAUCCGGUACUAAAAGCAGAUUGCCAGGAUGCUUUUAAUAUGUUGGACAGUUUUAUCCAUUACAAGGAGAAAGAACGCUUAUAA
Messenger RNA from Eremothecium sinecaudum, 1845 nucleotides. RefSeq names its product Syo1p (gene SYO1). The transcript has a single exon. Gene Ontology annotation, biological process: ribosomal large subunit biogenesis; protein import into nucleus. Lineage: Eukaryota; Fungi; Ascomycota; Saccharomycetes; Saccharomycetales; Saccharomycetaceae. The record is from RefSeq and is a predicted model, not a curated record. The coding region runs from base 1 to 1845 and encodes 614 amino acids.